UACCUUCAGCUGCAUCAGGCUGAUGACUUGCUGUUUUGCUAUCGGUGGCUGCUGCUGGAGUUGAAGCGAGAGUUUGCAUUUGACGAUGCUCUACACAUGCUGGAGGUUUUGUGGAGUUCUCUUCCUCCAGAUCCACCUGCAGACUCUCUUCCACUCUAUGAGGUUUUAUUUAAUCCCGUUCAAGAACCAGAGGUCCCACUGCCACCACCAACACCAAGACAGAACCAUUAUGCCAAUGUAUGUGCCCUAAGACGUCAGAGGUCAUGUGUUUCAAACCGAAGUGCUGAGUGCCUUGCUGCCAUACUUAGUAGAAGGGCGGCUAGUGUUGACUGUGAUGGUGCAGAUGGUAGUGCAGGUGGGAAGAGACUAAGUCGAACAUGGUCUCAGCCCAUUGACACAUCUCACCUACGAACAAGAAUACCUAGUGGCGAGGCAGGCAUUAAUGUGAUAGAAUCAGAGAGGAAAACACAUCUCCAGAAGAUAGUCCCACUAGGAAUGUUAGAAAAAUUAGAAAUCUAAGAGAGUUCCAGCUUCUGACAAAAAAUAGAGACUCAGAUACCGAGAGUAAUCCUGGCUCACCGAGCAAGGAUUCCAA
Molecule: messenger RNA, 595 nt
Organism: Penaeus indicus
Lineage: Eukaryota; Metazoa; Arthropoda; Malacostraca; Decapoda; Penaeidae
Exons: 3
Coding region: 97-519 (140 amino acids)
Source: RefSeq, a predicted model, not a curated record